AUGCACUUCCGCGUCCUCCUCGUCCUGGCCGUGGCCACGUUUGUUGCAAGCUGCAGCAGCUUUGCUAGCGCGGACACUCGAUCUACUAAAGGCGUCGACGACGACAGCUCUGCCAUUGGCCGCUUGCGUGGAGAAGGCGCUAUGCAGAUGGAGGACAAGCAACUGGACUUCAGGCCAUCAGAGAUGGACUCGGAGUUGACGGAGCAGGCGGUACCUGAGGCGGCCCCGGCGGGUAGAGAUGCAGGCCGCGUCCCGCUCACGGACGCUCAGAAGGCUAAGCUGAUGAAAAAGAUCAGGGCUUUCGCCAAGGACGAUGAAGCGAGAGCAAUGAGUUUCGAAAAUAUACUGCUGUGGAGCGGGCUGGCUGGAGUCAUUGCGGGCAGUGGGUGGUUCGCCUCUUCGCUCUUCAAGGCCAAGGGGCCAUAUACGAACGGCUUGCCACUUGCAACAAAAGCGCCGGGCUCUUCGUAG
This is a messenger RNA of Hyaloperonospora brassicae, 471 nucleotides long. The record is from the annotation of a GenBank genome assembly. Lineage: Eukaryota; Oomycota; Peronosporomycetes; Peronosporales; Peronosporaceae.